Molecule: messenger RNA, 1499 nt
Organism: Staurois parvus
Lineage: Eukaryota; Metazoa; Chordata; Amphibia; Anura; Ranidae
Source: the annotation of a GenBank genome assembly
AUGGCCUUCAUAUGCAACAUGUGUAGAGAUGUACAGAGCUUUCCUUUUCCUGAUGGGAAAUACACGCUUCCAACAAAGUGUCCUGUGCCAGAAUGCCGUGGACGUUCAUUCACACCAGACCGAGGUUCUCCGCUGACGGUGACUGUGGACUGGCAGACUAUCAAAGUCCAGGAGCUGAUGUCGGAUGAUCAGAGGGAAGCCGGGAGAAUUCCAAGGACAGUUGAAUGUGAACUGAUCCAGGAUUUAGUGGAUAGUUGUGUUCCUGGAGAUAUGGUGACCAUCACAGGGGUUGUUAAAGUGUCUAAUGUCAAAGAUGGAGGGUUUAAAAAUAAAAACAAUAAAUGCAUGUUCCUGCUGUACAUCGAGGCAAAUUCAGUCAGUAACAGCAAAGGCCAAAAAGCUAAAGACACAGAGGAGAGCAGUAGACAUGGGGCAGCUAUGGAUUUUUCUCUGAAAGACCUGUAUGCUAUUCAAGAGAUCCAAGCACAGGAGAGUCUCUUCAAAUUAAUAGUCAACUCUGUCUUUGCCCCAUGAUAAAUGGACAUGAGGUUGUUAAAGCUGGGUUAUCACUUGCUCUAUUUGGAGGCUGUCAAAAAUAUGUGGAUGAUAAAAACAGAAUUCCCAUUCGUGGAGAUCCUCACAUACUUGUGGUUGGAGAUCCUGGACUGGGAAAAAGUCAGAUGUUACAGGCAGUUUGUAAUGUGGCCCCUCGUGGCAUCUAUGUUUGUGGAAACACGACUACAACGGCUGGAUUGACAGUAACCCUAUCCAGGGACAGUGCAACAGGAGAUUUUGCCUUGGAAGCUGGAGCUCUUGUUUUGGGAGACCAAGGUAUAUGUGGAAUUGAUGAAUUUGACAAGAUGGGUAAUCAGCAUCAGGCUCUACUAGAAGCUAUGGAACAACAGAGUAUUAGUCUUGCCAAGGCUGGGAUAGUGUGCACCUUACCUGCCAGGACAUCCAUCAUUGCUGCUGCUAACCCAGUGGGUGGGCACUACAACAAAGGCAAAACUGUCUCUGAAAAUUUGAAAAUGGGAAGUGCUUUGCUAUCAAGAUUUGACCUGGUGUUUAUCCUGCUGGAUACCCCAAAUGUAGACCAUGAUCACUUACUUUCAGAACAUGUGAUGGCGAUGAGGGCAGGGUCAAAGGAGACUUUACGUGGUGCAACGGUAACCCGUACAGACACUCAGGAUUCCUCUGUGCUGGAGGUGCCCUCCGAGAGGCCGUUAAAGGAAAGAUUAAAGGGUCGGCCAGGGGAAUAUUUUGAUCCUAUUCCACACCAGCUUUUAAGAAAGUACAUUGGCUAUGCUCGACAGUAUGUACAUCCAAAGCUGUCCCUGGAUGCAGCUCAUGUCCUCCAAGACUUCUACCUGGAGCUUAGAAAACAGAACCAAGGCAUUGACAGCACUCCGAUUACAACCAGACAACUUGAGUCAUUAAUCCGACUAACAGAGGCUCGAGCCAGGCUGGAGCUGAGGGAAGAGGCCAUCAAAGAAGAUGCU